AGGGAACAGGACCCCAAAAACAAUUGCCCGGAGAUACGUGAUACUCGAAGAGAGUCUCUACUGCUGUGUUGAGUCGUUACAGUUAGGUUUAAAUUCGCUGUACAAGUUACUCCCGCUUUAAACUAACUUAAAUGAAAGAUAGCAUUGCGCAAUUCAUCUGCUUCUGAAACUUACCACUCGAUUUCUUAAUUGUGGACUGGCUUCUCCAAAUUGAUGGUACAGAAACAGAGAUCAAAGAUCAAAGGGAUUGGUAGACUUCAACACCAGCUUAUGAACUUCCUUCCUGCAAAUGUUUAUGCUGUCACAGACUCAUUUUCUCCGCGAUCUACAGUACUAUUCAUCAAGCUGUAUCAUUAAUUUGGCAUUCUACGUUAGUUUUUUGUAAGACCUACGUUGGUGAUGAGAAGGAAUCUUGGGUAUCAUAAAAAUGGCAUAUGAACUAACUGAGCAGAAAAAAAUUGGAUUGGGGUUAAUUGGCUUUGGAUUCUUCUUCUCAUUUCUGGCUGUGGUCCUCUUCUUUGAUAGAGGGUUGUUAGCAUUAGCAAAUAUAUUUUUCUUAGCUGGUGUAGUGCUAUUACUGAGUUGGCGUUCAACUUUGCAACUCUUUACAACAAAAGCGAACUACAAGGGUUCUGUUUGCUUCCUUCUUGGUCUCUUCUUCAUAUUUGUUCGGUGGCCAAUAGUUGGUAUAAUCUUUGAGAUUUAUGCCUGUGUUGUGUUAUUCGGUGGUUUUUGGUCUUCUGUCAAAGUGUUUUUAUAUCAGAUUCCAGUUUUGGGACUGAUACUUCAGUUUCCUGUUAUGGUACUUGAUCGUUUGAGGAGGCCUGGUUGAUAUUUGGUUAAUUUAGGAUUCUUACUGUCGUACUGAAGAAAUAUAGUCGGCUAACCAUCCACCGCUUACUCAAGCUACUAUAUUUUUGAAUGGUUUACUGCACUCAAUUUUUCUUUGCAAGAGAGAAUAUUACCUUACGUUUAUGCACUUGAUCGUAUUGUAUGCUGCCCUGAACAAAUUUAGUGCCAUAUAAAACUAUAUUUACGAGGUUAAUGGUCAGGCGAUUUCUUUGUGC
This is a messenger RNA of Daucus carota subsp. sativus, 1067 nucleotides long. RefSeq names its product vesicle transport protein GOT1. The coding region runs from base 428 to 832 and encodes 134 amino acids. The transcript is spliced from 9 exons. Gene Ontology annotation, biological process: retrograde transport, endosome to Golgi; endoplasmic reticulum to Golgi vesicle-mediated transport. The record is from RefSeq and is a predicted model, not a curated record. NCBI's taxonomy places the organism in Eukaryota, Viridiplantae, Streptophyta, Magnoliopsida, Apiales, Apiaceae.